AUGGUCGUAACAACAGAUGCUUCCGGCUCCUACGAGGCUCGACCUCAGUCUACAACCUGCAAGAUGCUCCACACAGAGGGAAGCAAGAUCGUCGACCCCUCGGGUAACCAAGUCAUUCUCAAAGGCACCGCCAUCGGCGGCAUGCUCAACAUGGAGAACUUCAUAACAGGCUAUGCAGGCCACGAAUUCCAACAUCGCCAGCAAAUGGCAGAAGUUCUCGGUGAAGAGAAGGCCAAUUACUUCUUCGAUAGACUUCUCCACCACUUCUUCACAGACUCAGAUGCUGCUUACUUCGCUUCACUGGGUCUCAACUGCAUUCGUAUCCCAUUUAAUUAUCGUCAUUUCAUCGAUGAUAUGGAACCCGACAAUCUCAAGCAAUCGGGAUUCGAUUGGUUGGAUCGUUGUGUGGAUAUCUGUGCCAGACACAACCUUUAUGCUGUUCUUGAUCUGCAUGCCGUUCCUGGCGGUCAGAAUCAGGAUUGGCAUAGCGACUCUGGUCUCUCCUGCGCAGCAUUCUGGGAUUUCAAGGACCAUCAAGACCGGGCUACUAAACUCUGGGUAGCUUUGGCCAAACACUACAAGAGUAACCCCUCCAUCGCUGGCUACAAUCUCCUUAACGAACCUGCCGAUGAGUCCAAGACUCCUUCAGGCCACUACGGCGAUAGACUGAUUAAGUGGUACGAACGCGUUGAGAAGGAGGUCAGAGCCGUUGACCCCGACCACAUGAUAUUUAUCGACGGCAACACCUACGCCAUGGACUUCCGCGCCUUCCCCAACAAGCCUUUUCCCAACGCUGUGUAUGCCUGCCACGACUAUAGCUUCCUCGGCUUUCCCAUCGGAGAGCAAUACGAGGGCACAGACGAUCAAAACGCCAAGUUACGCAGUAGCUUCGAGCGCAAGGUGCAGUUCAUGAGAGAGAAGAACGUACCUAUCUGGAACGGCGAGUUCGGUCCUGUAUAUCAGAAUGAGCAUAAGGAGGGAGAGGAAGGUGUAAAGACCAACGAGAAGCGCUUCAAUCUUUUGCAGGAACAACUUGCUAUCUACAGAGAGACAGAUGUCAGCUGGUCAAUUUGGCUGUACAAGGACAUUGGUUAUCAAGGAAUGGUGUACCUUGACCCUGAGUCCCCCUACAUGCGACUCAUUGCACCUUUUGUGACGAAGAAACAGCGUCUGGGUCUUGACUUCUGGGGCGUCGUCAAUAAAGAUGGCGUCAAGCAUCUGUACGAGCCGUUCAUCCAGGGUUUGAAGGAUGAGGUGCUGGAGAAGUACAGAGAUACCAAGUAUCCCAAGAUCUGGACAUUCGAGCGUCAGUUUGAACGAGUUAUUCGGGAAUGUCUUAUGAGUGAGUAUGUGGGUUGGGAGUUGGCGGAGCUGUUCAGAGACAAGAGUAAGGAUGAGCUUGAGGAGUUGGCGAGUAGCUUUUCGUUUGAGAAGUGUAUCAAGAGGGAUAGGUUGGUUGGUAUUUUGAGUCAUGAUUCUAAGAGUUCCGGAGGAAAAGCAGUAGGGUAG
This is a messenger RNA of Fusarium coffeatum, 1509 nucleotides long. RefSeq lists its product as uncharacterized. NCBI's taxonomy places the organism in Eukaryota, Fungi, Ascomycota, Sordariomycetes, Hypocreales, Nectriaceae. The coding region runs from base 1 to 1509 and encodes 502 amino acids. The record is from RefSeq and is a predicted model, not a curated record. Gene Ontology annotation, molecular function: beta-glucosidase activity. The transcript has a single exon. Gene Ontology annotation, biological process: glucan catabolic process. Gene Ontology annotation, cellular component: cell surface; extracellular region.